Molecule: messenger RNA, 1161 nt
Organism: Eimeria acervulina
Lineage: Eukaryota; Apicomplexa; Conoidasida; Eucoccidiorida; Eimeriidae
Exons: 5
Coding region: 1-1161 (386 amino acids)
Source: RefSeq, a predicted model, not a curated record
AUGUACUCCAUAUCCCGUACGGUUUCUAUUCUGCCGCACGCUUUCCGCAUGUAUUGUGUUUUGACGUACAAAGCCAUAGAUUUUUCUAAGCGGCGGGGGCCCCUACAGCUGUACCUACAGUGCGUUUUGUGGGAAAGCGAUUGUUUUGGGCUGAGAAAUCACCAUCAUUUUUUUGAUUUCUACUCCAAUCCCACCAAUGUCUGCCUGAAAUUCAAGGAGAUAGCUGAGAAUCGGAUGGAGGAUGUAAUGGAUGAUAUUCUCGACAACUACCGCUACCUUUUGUGCGUUCGUUUCGUCCCUCCUGACGCCAUGGUGUAUACGGCUGGGGUGGCUAUUGCUUUUGCCUUGGGAUAUUUGAUCCUCACGGGCUUUGAAGUGCUCGUCUGGCUGCUCUAUAGAUCAACAGAACGGUGGUUGCCCAUUCUUGUCUCCACUAUAGGCAUUGGCUUCUUUGUCCUCUGGAUCGGCAGUCUUUUCAUUCCCCAGCUCUUCACCUUCUUCGGAUGCUGGAUCAGCUUCGUCAUGGUCCUAACGUUGCCUUGGAUACUUUGGUUAGCAUUAGCUGCUGCAUACAACCUCCGGAAAUUGCAGCACCAGAAGUGGGCCUUGUGGCAGGAGCAAGCCAACCGACCACUCGCUCAACUGGUUGAUCGAGGGCGACGAGGCAGCGACCCUUUUCUGGAGAAGCGUGUCCUAGUGCCUCGGCGCCUUUUGCUUUUUACGUAUGCUUUCUGGUUUGCGGAUACAUUGUGGCAUGUGCGUAUCGCUCUGUCCACAUUAGCAUUUGCGAGCACGGGGGAGAGGGGGUUGGGCGGGCAAGGUUCUGGAGAUGGUUUAGGGGUGCUGGACUUAGACGUGGAUAUGGAGGACGUGGCUGCGCUAAAGGCGUCCGAGAUAUGUGAAGAGGGCCCGGCAGAAAAAACCAAAAAGAAGAAUGAUAGUCAUUUUGAGCUCACGAACCUCAAGGAGACUCUGCAGGGGACGCUGGGCCUUAGACAGAAAAAGGACAACUCCCACCAGCAGCUGGGCGGCAACCGCAGCCAGCCUCCCUCACAACACCACGCGAGCUCCCCAGUCACUGUAGAAAACUCAACAAAUUCUCAGGAUAAGGCGAGCAGCAACAAGCCUCAACCACUGAGCGAUGCCGCCAAAACUGACUGA